Vigna unguiculata (cowpea) is the source of this 1548-nucleotide messenger RNA. RefSeq names its product sugar transport protein 1-like. Lineage: Eukaryota; Viridiplantae; Streptophyta; Magnoliopsida; Fabales; Fabaceae. Gene Ontology annotation, molecular function: monosaccharide transmembrane transporter activity. Gene Ontology annotation, biological process: monosaccharide transmembrane transport. Gene Ontology annotation, cellular component: membrane. The record is from RefSeq and is a predicted model, not a curated record.
AUGAGAGAAGCUUUUAUUCCAAAUGAAUCUUUUGGAAGGAAUUAUCCACAAAAAUUGACAUUUACAGUUUUCAUGAUCUGUUUUGGAGCUGCAUUAAGUGGAUUAAUGGCUGGUUAUGUACUGGGUAUGGCAGGUGGUGUGACUUUAAUGGAUUCUUUUCUGAAGGAAUUCUACCCAGAAGUAUACCAAAAUCAUAACAUCAUAAACGAUCAAUAUUGUAAAUUUGACAGUCCAAUAUUGACAUGGUUCAUAUCAUCUCUGUAUUUGGCUGCUAUGAUUGGAUCAUUGUUAGCAUCCACUUUCACUCGACUCUACGGGAGACUCGAAACCAGGUUCUUUGGGAAUUUGUUCUUUCACUUUGGCAUUAUGGUGUGGUGUUUUCCUCAACAACAAUCUUCGAUGUUAAUGGUUGGUUGCGUCUUAUUGGGUUUUGGAAUUGGAUGGACCUUUCAGUCUGUGCCGAUAUAUAUAUCGGAAUUUGCUCCCUAUAAAUACAGAGGAGCUCUUAAUAUGCUGUUUCAAUUGACAAUAACUAUUGGCAUCUUUGUUGCAAAUGUCUUCAACUACAUUUUCUCUCGGAUGGAGAGCGGAGAAGAAUGGUUCGUUAACUUAUUAUAUUAUGCAACAUUUCCUGCUGUUAUGACGACCCUCAGUCUAAUGUUUCCUCUAAUCUUUCGUCUGGAUACACCAAUUUCUUUGAUUGUACGAGGUUUUAAUAAGAGGGCUAAGAUAACACUUAUUAGGAUUCGAGGAACUACAAAUGUAAAGGAGGAGUUUGAAGAUCUUUUGGUAGCAAGUGAAUCCUCAAAAGUAGUAAAACACCCUUGGGUCUCUUUAUUAAAGAGACAAUACAGACCCCAACUCACAUUUGCCAUAGUCAUUCCCUUCUUCCAACAACUUACUGGUAUGAAUGUGAUUGUAUAUAAUGCUCCUGUUUUGUUCAAAACCAUUGGUUUUGAAGCCAAUGCUUCUCUCUUGUUUGCCAUGAUUACUGGAUGCUGCAAUGUAAUUGCCACUCUUGUCUCCAUAUUCACGGUUGAUAAAUUUGGUAGGCGAAGUCUUUUCUUGAAAGGAGUAAUACAAAUGUUUAUUUGUCAGAUUGUGAUAGCCAUAGCAAUUGCAUGCAAAUUUGGAUUUGAUGGAAACCCAGGAAUGUUACCAAAGUGGUAUGUUAUUGUGGUUGUGUGUGGCAUAUGUGUGUACGUGACAGGAAUUGCAUGGUCUUGGGGUCCUCUAGGAUGUUUGGUUCCAAGCGAGAUUUUUCCACUUGAAGUGCGUUCAAGUGCACAAAGUAUCACUGUCUCCAUGAACAUGAUAUUCACCUUUGUCGUUAUACAAAAUUUCACCAACAUAUUUUGUCACAUGAAGUUGGGAUUGUUCAUUUUCUUUGCAUGUUUCAUCAUUGUGAUGAGCACAUUCAUUGACUCUCUUCUACCAGAGACUAAGGAAGUUCACAUUGAAAAAAUGCAUGUUGUGUGGCAAAGUCAUCCUUAUUGGAAGAAGUUUGUUAAACAAACCGAUGUUACAACUAUUAGGAAUGAGUAUUAG